AUGGCCUUCGUUCGUGCCAUCGUUUCCGAUAUCAUGAGUGCCAAGGAGGAUGCUAAGUGGCUUCAGUGGGUGACACAACAGUUUGAGACCAUUGCUGGACAAGACCGGGAGAUCAACCUGCAAGAAUUCAAAACAGCCUUGAAUGUGAAAGAGUCCUUUUUUGCUGAGCGGUUCUUCACCCUGUUUGACUCGGAUGGAAGUGGCACCAUCACCCUACAGGAGCUGCAGGAGGCACUGACCCUGCUCAUCCACGGCAACCCCAUGGACAAACUCAAAUUCCUCUUCCAGGUGUACGACGUCGAUGGCAAUGGCUCCAUCGAUGCGGACGAGCUGCGCACGGUGCUGCAGUCCUGCCUGCUGGAGAGCGCCAUCUCGCUGUCGGAGGAGAAGCUGGACCAGCUGACGCUGGCGCUCUUCGAGUCCGCGGACAAGGACUGCAGCGGCGACAUCACCUUUGAGGAGCUCCGAGAUGAGCUGCAGCGCUUCCCCGGCGUCAUGGAGAACCUGACCAUCAGUGCUGCCCACUGGCUGAAGCCCCCUGCCACCAAGCGGCACUCACCCCGCCCUCGCCCACUGACCUCUGCCUACUGGCACAAUCACCGCAGCCAGCUCCUCUGCCUGGCCACCUACAUCGGCCUCCACGUGCUGCUCUUCGCCCUGGCAGCCAGUGCACACCGGGCCCGCGGCGUCAGCGUCAUGGUGGCCAAGGGCUGCGGCCAGUGCCUCAACUUCGACUGCAGCUUCAUUGCGGUGCUGAUGCUGAGGCGCUGCCUCACAUGGCUGCGGGCCACGUGGCUGGCUCAGGUCCUGCCCCUGGACCAGAACAUACAGUUUCACCAGCUCAUGGGCUACGUGGUGGUCGGGCUCUCCCUUGUGCACACUGUGGCCCAUGUGGUGAACUUCGCGCUCCAGGCCCGGUCUGAGUCCAGCCCCUUCCAGUUUUGGGAACUGCUGCUCACCACGAGGCCUGGCAUCGGCUGGGUCCACGGCUUGGCCUCCCUGACCGGCGUGGCUCUCCUCUUGCUGCUGCUCCUCAUGUUCGCCUGCUCCAGCUCCUGCAUCCGCAGGAGCGGCCACUUUGAGGUGUUCUACUGGACCCACCUGGCCUACCUUCCCAUGUGGCUGCUGCUCAUCCUGCAUGGGCCCAACUUCUGGAAGUGGCUGCUGGUCCCCGGCAUCUUGUUCUUCCUGGAGAAGGCCGUCGGGCUGGCGGUGUCCCGCAUGGCAGCCCUGAGCAUCGUGGAGGUCAAUCUCCUCCCCUCCAAGGUGACCCAUCUCCUCAUCAAGAGGCCCCCUCUUUUCAACUACAGGCCUGGCGACUACCUGUAUCUGAACAUCCCCACCAUAGCGCGCUACGAGUGGCACCCCUUCACCAUCAGCAGUGCUCCGGAGCAGAAAGAUACCAUCUGGCUACACAUCCGGUCAGAAGGCCAGUGGACAAACAGGCUCUAUGAGUCCUUCAAGGCAACAGACCUAGUGCACUGUGACUCCAAGAGACUGUCGAGGAGUUUGAGAAUGAGAAGGAGCCAGAGGAGGCCCCAGGUCUCUGAGAUGCCCCCUGAGAACCACCAUCUCUGCAACAUCAAGUGCUACAUCGACGGCCCUUACGGAACCCCCACCCGCAGGAUCUUCGCCUCUGAGCAUGCGGUGCUCAUCGGGGCGGGCAUUGGCAUCACGCCCUUUGCUUCCAUCCUGCAGAGCAUCAUGUACAGGUACCAGAAGAGGAAGCACAUUUGCCCCAACUGCCAGCACUGCUGGAUGGAGGGCAUCCAGGACGAUGACAUGAAGCUCCACAAGGUGGACUUCAUCUGGAUCAACCGAGACCAGCGGUCUUUUGAGUGGUUUGUGAGCCUGUUGACCAAACUGGAGAUGGACCAGGCCGAGGAGCCUCAAGAGGGCCGCUUCCUAGAGCUGCACAUGUACAUGACCUCCGCGCUGGGCAAGAACGACAUGAAGGCCAUCGGCCUGCAGAUGGCUCUGGACCUCGUGGCCAAGAAGGAGAAGAAGGACUCCAUCACGGGCCUCCAGACGCGCACCCAGCCAGGGCGGCCCGACUGGAGCAAGGUGUUCCAGAAAGUGGCCGCUGAGAAGAAGGGCAAGGUGCAGGUCUUCUUCUGCGGCUCCCCAGCCCUGGCCAAGGUGCUCAAGGUCCACUGUGAGCAGUUCGGCUUCAGAUUCUUCCAAGAGAACUUCUAG
Messenger RNA from Pipistrellus nathusii (Nathusius's pipistrelle), 2196 nucleotides. The record is from the annotation of a GenBank genome assembly. Lineage: Eukaryota; Metazoa; Chordata; Mammalia; Chiroptera; Vespertilionidae.